Molecule: messenger RNA, 7180 nt
Organism: Cervus elaphus (red deer)
Lineage: Eukaryota; Metazoa; Chordata; Mammalia; Artiodactyla; Cervidae
Gene: ADAMTS6
Product: ADAM metallopeptidase with thrombospondin type 1 motif 6
Exons: 25
Coding region: 820-4173 (1117 amino acids)
Biological process (GO): extracellular matrix organization; proteolysis
Cellular component (GO): extracellular matrix
Molecular function (GO): metalloendopeptidase activity
Source: RefSeq, a predicted model, not a curated record
AAAAUUUUCUACUGCUGCAAUUCAAGUUGGCUGGGGGCCGGUAGUGAGAUCUAGGGCUACUUCAACAAAACUUUGCUGCCCUUCCUGCUCUUCUUGUCUUCUUUUCUCCUGAUACCUUUUGAUGCUCUUCACAUGUUAUUUGCAUAGCAAAGGCACUAAGCUGUCCAGGAAGAGAGGGCACCACUUCCACCCCCAAUAAGUCUUUUUUUUUUCUUCCUUCCUUUCUUUUUUUUUUCUUUCCUUUUUUUUUUUUUUUGUAGGGAGGGGGUGCGGGAGAGAAAGGGGGUUUGCAAAGGCAGCAUCUCAGGAUGAUAGCCUGGAUGUAUUGAAGGCAUCUUUUUUCCUGCCAAAUCGGAAAGUCCGUUCUCUAAAGCCCGGGUUAGCCAGACUAUAGGGUUUUAUUCUGGCUGCAGAAUAACUAACUCACUGCUGUGGCUUUGCAAAGGGGGGCAGAAAAAAAAGAGGAGAGGGAGUACGUGAGUCGUCCAGUGCAAUCUCUAUUGUUUGAAACUUACUUUUUAUCAGAAUUUGAAGAUGAAAACGGUUAAAAAAUGGCCAUACUUUAGUGACUAUUCAGCCUAAUGCCCUGCUUAUGAAAAUUUCCAUCAUUCUUUUUUUCAUUUUGGAUUGAGAAAAUGAAUCCAAAUAUUGAAGAAAGUACGAGAUGUUGGGAAAAAAUACCUGCUAAAUAGUGGAACAUCUAAUAACUAAUCUGCAAGAAGUUGUAAAGAAAUAAAAUUGUUAUGCUUCGAUUUUGGUAUGGUAUUGACUCUCUAGAACAUAGGUAGCCCUCUAAAAAAUCAUCCAGUUAUCUAAAUUAUGGAAAUUUUGUGGAAGACGUUGACCUGGAUUUUGAGCCUCGUCAUGGCUUCAUCGGAAUUUCAGAGUGACUACAGGCUUUCAUACAGUUCUCAAGAGGAAUUCCUGACUUAUCUAGAACACUACCAGCUAACUAUUCCAAUAAGAGUUGAUCAAAAUGGAGCUUUUCUCAGCUUUACUGUGAAAAAUGAUAAACACUCCAGGAGAAGACGGAGUAUGGACCCUAUUGAUCCACAACAGGCAGUAUCUAAGUUAUUUUUUAAACUUUCAGCCUAUGGCAAGCACUUUCACCUAAACUUGACUCUCAACACAGAUUUUGUGUCCAAACAUUUUACAGUAGAAUAUUGGGGAAAAGAUGGACCCCAGUGGAAGCAUGAUUUUUUAGACAACUGUCAUUACACAGGAUACUUGCAAGAUCAACGUAGUACAACUAAAGUGGCUUUAAGCAAUUGUGUUGGGUUGCAUGGUGUUAUUGCUACAGAAGAUGAAGAAUAUUUUAUUGAACCAUUAAAGAAUACCACAGCGGAUUCCAAACAUUUUAGUUAUGAAAAUGGCCAUCCUCAUGUCAUUUACAAAAAGUCUACCCUGCAGCAAAGGCAUCUAUAUGAUCACUCUCAUUGUGGGGUCUCGGACCUCCUAAGAAGUGGCAAACCUUGGUGGUUGAAUGAGACAUCUGCUUUUCCUUCUUCACUACCAAAUAAUGGCACACAUAUCCACCAGAGACAGAAGAGAUCAGUAAGCAUUGAGCGGUUUGUGGAGACACUAGUAGUGGCAGACAAAAUGAUGGUGGGCUACCAUGGCCGCAAAGACAUUGAACAUUACAUUUUGAGUGUGAUGAAUAUUGUUGCCAAACUUUACCGUGAUUCCAGCCUAGGAAACGUUGUGAAUAUUAUAGUGGCCCGUUUAAUUGUUCUCACAGAAGAUCAGCCAAACUUGGAGAUAAACCACCAUGCAGACAAGUCCCUCGAUAGCUUCUGUAAAUGGCAGAAAUCCAUUCUCUCCCACCAAAGUGAUGGAAACACCAUUCCAGAAAAUGGGAUUGCCCACCACGAUAAUGCAGUUCUUAUUACUAGAUAUGAUAUCUGCACUUAUAAAAAUAAGCCCUGUGGAACACUGGGCUUGGCCUCUGUGGCUGGAAUGUGUGAGCCUGAAAGGAGCUGCAGCAUUAAUGAAGACAUUGGCCUGGGUUCAGCUUUUACCAUUGCACAUGAGAUUGGCCACAAUUUUGGUAUGAACCAUGAUGGAAUUGGAAAUUCUUGUGGGACAAAAGGUCAUGAAGCAGCAAAACUUAUGGCAGCUCACAUUACUGCAAAUACCAAUCCCUUUUCCUGGUCUGCCUGCAGUCGAGACUAUAUCACCAGCUUUCUAGAUUCAGGCCGUGGUACUUGCCUUGAUAAUGAGCCUCCCAAGCGUGACUUUCUUUAUCCAGCUGUGGCUCCAGGUCAGGUGUAUGAUGCCGAUGAACAAUGCCGUUUCCAGUAUGGAGCAACAUCUCGCCAAUGUAAAUAUGGGGAAGUGUGUAGAGAGCUCUGGUGUCUCAGCAAAAGCAACCGCUGUGUCACCAACAGUAUUCCCGCAGCCGAGGGAACACUCUGUCAAACUGGGAAUAUUGAAAAGGGGUGGUGUUAUCAGGGAGAUUGUGUUCCUUUUGGCACUUGGCCCCAGAGCAUAGAUGGGGGCUGGGGUCCCUGGUCACUAUGGGGAGAGUGCAGCAGGACCUGCGGGGGAGGCGUCUCCUCAUCCCUAAGACACUGUGACAGUCCAGCACCUUCAGGAGGUGGAAAAUAUUGCCUUGGGGAAAGGAAACGGUAUCGCUCCUGCAACACAGAUCCAUGUCCUUUGGGGGCCCGAGAUUUUCGAGAGAAACAAUGUGCAGACUUUGACAAUAUGCCUUUCCGUGGAAAGUAUUAUAACUGGAAACCCUAUACUGGAGGUGGGGUAAAACCUUGUGCGUUGAACUGCUUGGCUGAAGGUUACAAUUUCUACACUGAACGCGCCCCUGCGGUGAUUGAUGGGACUCAGUGCAAUGCGGAUUCACUGGAUAUCUGUAUCAAUGGAGAAUGCAAGCAUGUAGGUUGUGAUAAUAUUUUGGGAUCCGAUGCUAGGGAAGAUAGAUGUCGAGUCUGUGGAGGGGAUGGAAGCACAUGUGAUGCCAUUGAAGGGUUCUUCAAUGAUUCGUUGCCCAGAGGAGGCUACAUGGAAGUAGUGCAGAUACCAAGAGGCUCUGUUCACAUUGAAGUCAGAGAAGUUGCCAUGUCAAAGAACUAUAUUGCUUUAAAAUCUGAAGGGGAUGAUUACUAUAUUAAUGGUGCCUGGACUAUUGACUGGCCGAGGAAAUUUGAUGUUGCUGGGACAGCUUUUCACUAUAAGAGACCAACUGAUGAACCAGAAUCCUUAGAAGCUUUAGGUCCCACCUCGGAAAAUCUCAUUGUCAUGGUUCUGCUUCAGGAACAGAAUUUGGGAAUUAGGUAUAAAUUCAAUGUUCCCAUCACCCGGACGGGCAGUGGAGACAAUGAAGUUGGCUUUACAUGGAAUCAUCAGCCUUGGUCAGAAUGCUCGGCUACUUGCGCUGGAGGUGUCCAAAGACAGGAGGUGGUCUGUAAAAGGUUGGAUGACAGCUCCAUUGUCCAGAACAAUUACUGUGACCCUGAUAGUAAGCCACCUGAAAAUCAAAGAGCCUGCAACACUGAGCCCUGCCCACCUGAGUGGUUCAUUGGGGACUGGUUGGAAUGUAGCAAGACUUGUGAUGGUGGGAUGCGCACAAGGGCAGUACUCUGCAUCAGGAAGAUUGGACCUUCUGAGGAGGAGACACUGGACUACAGUGGUUGUUUAACACACCGGCCUAUUGAAAAAGAGCCCUGCAACAACCAGUCGUGUCCACCUCAGUGGGUGGCUUUGGACUGGUCAGAAUGUACUCCCAAAUGUGGUCCAGGAUUCAAGCAUCGGAUUGUUCUGUGCAAGAGCAGUGACCUUUCUAAAACAUUCCCAGCAACACAGUGUUCCGAGGAGAGCAAACCCCCUGUCCGCAUCCGCUGCAGUUUGGGCCGCUGCCCUCCUCCUCGCUGGGUGACAGGAGACUGGGGCCAGUGUUCUGCUCAGUGUGGCCUUGGACAGCAAAUGCGGACUGUGCAAUGUCUUUCCUACACUGGACAGGCAUCAGGUGACUGUCCAGAAACUAGUAGACCUCCAUCAAUGCAGCAGUGUGAAAGUAAAUGUGACAGUACCCCCAUCUCCAGUACUGAAGAGUGCAAAGAUGUGAACAAAGUGGCUUAUUGCCCACUGGUGCUGAAGUUCAAGUUCUGUAGUCGAGCAUACUUCAGACAGAUGUGUUGUAAGACCUGCCAAGGACACUGACCCACGGAAAGCCAGAGAGAGCGCCUUGUCAUUUCAUCGUGGAAAUGUAUCCAUCACAGAGAGCCACCCAGAGGAAGAGGAUUGAUGUCCUUGCAAAUGCAUUACCCUGUGGAAAACGUAACCACUGGUCAGCCCUAGCUGACAGGAUUUCAAUAUUAUUUUAACUUCUGUGAAGUGGGAUUUAUUGAUCCAAAGUGCUGGACACGGUAGUAGGAGGGAAUGCCAGAUUGGAGAGAUCCAAACAACACAGGGAGACUUGCUUACUGUGGAACCUUUGUGUUCUUUCGAGUAAAUCCAAUAGCCUGUUUACCUCCUUGGACCAUUAAGAUAAUUUUUAUUAUGGACUUAGCAAUGACACUGAAUCCAUUUGUGUUUAAAACUGUUUAAAAUGUAGCUGUUUUGACUUGGUCAACUAUUGAAGUAAAGAAGAUUCAGAAAUCUUAAGUCAUAGCUUAAAAAUAUUUACUAUACUUUAUCUCACUACAACAGCACCACAAUUUAAAUUCUAAAAUGGGCUUUGAACUGUAAUUUAAGGAACAAUUAUAAAUCAGAAGUAAUGAAAGUUUGUAUUAUUUUUCUUCAUUCCACUUAAUUUCCUUAGGAAUAAUCCCCCUGUUCUGAACACUGCUGUGAGCCAUAUAUAAACUAUAUUAAACUGAACAACAAUGAAGGACUUAGUUUAAAGCAGUGCAUCAGUUACUGCGGCUGUGCAAGUCUAUAAAUUCACUGCUCAAAGACUGUGGCCAACUUGCCAUUGUGCAAGUGAAGCUGAGAUUUCCAUUAAAACUUUAAGAGAAAAAUAUGUCAAUUUCAUGCAGAAGCAGACCUGGGGUAUGGUAGAGACUGAAGUACCAGGCCUUUUGCUGCCAGCACACAGGCUGCCUCAGUUCUCAUUUGAGUCACCCCAACUCACUCGUGUUUACAUCCUCUCCAGCCACAGACCGGCUUCUGCCCUGUUGGAUCGUUGCAUAUGCAUGCUGAGCUUGCUGAGAUGAUACCAUGCAAAAGACAGACUGGCUCGGUGACAACCAGGCAGACCCUUUUGCUGACAAUUAUGAUGGGUUCCAGAUGUCCCUUCUUUGAUAUGGCAGAGGGGCAUUUAUUUAUAUGAGAGCAAGUGUGUGUGUGUGUGUGUGGGCGCUUUUGAGUGUGUGGGUAGAUGAGUGUGCUUGCACAUAGAUGUGCUAUUUCUGUGAGUUCUAAGGUAGGCAAGGGACAAUAACCAAAGAAGAAAAACUCAUGAAGACUAGAGAUCAUAAAGCAUCAUUUUAAUAGUCACCUAACCAAGGAUUUUGUAUUUUUUAUGGAUACUCUGAAUGUCAAUUAAAUGUGAAACCCAGUUUCUUGGGUAGCUCAAAUUCUAGAAUCAAAUCCACCUAAAUUAAAUUGACUAGUUCACAUUUUCCCUGUCCACAAGUUUCACAUCACGCUCAUUAAAAAGAUUUGACAGUGAGAUUUUUUAAGAAGAGAAACAAAAAGAGGGUACUUGCUUAUAUGAAUAUGUUGUACUUGAACACUUGCAGCAGGAUCUUGACGAAUGUGUUUUGUGUCCAAAACACGAGUGCACCAUGCGACACCAACACCUCAAACUGAAACCAAAUGGCUACUUUGCAAGAUACUCCUUGCAGCUAAAGAGUGUGCGUGACUUAAACCCUCACUGUGCUCUGAAACGACGUGUCAGGUGUAUCAUACACCGUGACCUAAGAAUGGUUGGUUAGGUUUUUCAGAAAGGAAGAGAAACUCAUACUCUUCAAAAACCAACCUAAACGUCAGGUUUGCUGUGGACAGGCAGCCUGGGACGUUUAUUGCUCGGCAUGCCCAGUCAUGGUCGUCUGUGUCUCCUUGCCUGCUUUCUCUCUCAACACCACAGCUCACGUCCCUGAGUUUCCAGAGGGGGCUGUUGACAGUGGACGAGAGUGGCCAGUGCAUCUCUCUCUGCUGCCUUGGAAGACAGCCCAGGUGCCACCUCAGCCAAUCAGUGAAGGGCAGGCAGCCCGCAAGCACUGACUUCCUUUGGUCCCUUGCAAAGAGCAGUUAACUCGGUGCUAACGUGCCUGGUGAAAUAAAAUAAACCAACAAAGGACAGGUGGUUUCUGUGGCACCUUUUAGACAUAGGUUUGCUGUCAGGAUUUGCUUUUUUCCAACGUAAAUACCAGCUUAUGUUUUUAUUUCAAGAAGAUUUCUUACAUUGCUGACUAGAGGCUCCUUUCCCCCUCACCCAGGAACUAACAUUGUAAGGGCCGUAACCCUGGGCCCCCUGCAGCUCCCCAGCUGGUGCAGCGGCAAGGCCAGGGGGCAGAGAGCACCUGGAAACAGCAUCAGAUUACUUUCUGGAAAGAUCCAAGCACAGAAUAUACAACAGGACUAAGCUUUCGAUUGGCCUCGAAUUUAUACCUGACUGAGAAAGUCAUAUUCCAUAUCACAUCACAACAUUGCUGCUGCUCUCUCAUCCAUCACCUGGCUGCAUGAUGCCCUGUUCCUAAAUAUUAACAAUAGGAUUGUCUAUGGAGGCUGAGCCACCCUGGCAGGCCCUCCAAAAGGAGUGAGCUAUGUGGGCUACUUAGAGAAGCCUAAGGAAACUGGUACCCCAUGACUGAGAGCAGUAUCUGCCACUGCAUAGAGACCCACCAAAAAAGGCAAGGUAAGCGUAGCCAACUGACUCCCUGAACAGUCCAUUUCAUUAGGAAUUUUAUUAUUUGAGUGAAUGUCACAUAGGUAUCCUUAAUAAUACAGAAUGAAAUUACCUUUGUAUUAUUGUGAUUAGUUGUUGCUUAUUUUAUAUUCAGUAUUAAUGUGGUACACUGUUACUUUUUUUUUUUUGCUUUGUAAAUUAUAUUCUAAUUUAUUGCCAUGUUUCCUAACACUUGUUCUACAUUCAGUCUCCUGCUUGUAAUGAAAAUGAAAAAGUCAUUGUAACACUUGAUGGAGUGAAAUUCCACACCAGGCACAGAUUUUUUUAACAUAGAUAAUUUAGUAAAAAUAAAAAUUCAGCUUGUAAGAAUGAUUC